GAGCAGGGAGGCUCCGAGGAUUGUUCUGUUCCUCACAAUCCCCACGGACCUGCUUUCCUUUGGUAUAAUGGAAUGAGUGAUCAUGAACUGUGGCCUUUGUCUCAACCACCCUGACAAUGGCUUCCACCAUCUAGCCUCUCUUCGCUCCCUCACCGCCCCUCCCGCCAAUUUCCCACUACUGGGGACAGGAUGGCCUCCUAUAGUGCUUCUUUUUGGGCCCUAUCCCAACACCUCGUCGGCCUCCUGUCUUUCCUCCUCCUCCUCAGCGCCGCCGCCGCCGCUACCAUCCGCGUUGGCGUCGUCCUGAAGCCCGCCCCCGAUGCCCCCAGUUUCCGUGAAGCCCCGGCCUUUCGCAACGGGGACGCCUGCAAUGCGGAGAAGAUCCACGUUGCCAUGACACUGGACUCUAACUACCUCCGAGGCACAAUGGCCGCCGUCUUCUCCAUCUUGCAGCAUUCCACCUGCCCUGAGAACAUUGAGUUCCAUUUCCUCUGGGCUAGGUUCAAACCCGAGGUCCUUUUCAGCAUCAAAACCACCUUCCCCUACCUCAAAUUCCAAAUUUACCGCUUCGAUUCCGGCAGGGUGCGUGGGAAAAUCUCCAAAUCCAUACGUCAGGCAUUGGACCAGCCUUUGAACUACGCAAGAAUCUACCUUGCUGAUAUGAUCCCCAGUUACGUGAAUCGGGUCAUAUACUUGGACUCUGACCUGGUGGUGGUGGACGACAUAGCGAAGCUUUGGGAGGUUGACUUGGAGGGCAAGGUGGUGGCGGCGCCUGAGUACUGCCACGCCAAUUUCACCAACUACUUCACGGACCUGUUCUGGACAGACGCGGCUCUGUCUCGAGCAUUCGAGGGUCGAAACCCAUGCUAUUUCAACACAGGGGUCAUGAUAGUGAACGUGGAGAAAUGGAGGGAAGGGGAUUAUACUCAGAAAGUGGAGAGGUGGAUGGAAGUGCAGAAGCAGAAGAGGAUUUACCAUUUAGGGUCUCUGCCUCCUUUUCUGCUGGUGUUGGCCGGCGAUAUAAAGGCUGUGGACCAUAGGUGGAACCAACAUGGGUUAGGAGGGGAUAACCUUGAAGGCAAAUGUAGGAAUCUGCAUCCUGGUCCAAUUAGUUUGCUACAUUGGAGCGGGAAAGGUAAGCCGUGGUUGAGGCUGGAUUCUAGGAAGCCCUGCACCGUUGAUCAUCUCUGGGCACCUUAUGAUCUUUACCGUUCCGACACUCAUUCUUUGGAGGAAUGAUCAUGGGAGUUUUAGGGGGAGGAGUGUUGCUGGGUGAAGGCACACCUGCCGCAUGUGGGGAGCUUGGCUUAGAUUAUUGGAGAGACAGAAAGAACAAGAUCUUAUUUUCAAAGAAUGAUAGGAAGAAUGCGUGAGAGAUGUAAGUAACCAUAAUUCAUUUGACAGUCCUUGUCAAAGUAGUGCCAUAUGAUUUCCGUUGAGAGCGUCACUCAGCAUUUUGCAGUUCGGUGAGGAAGAAAGGGAGAUCAAGCUGGGUUUUGGAUAUAGGAAAAUCAUGAGCAUUGAUCCUGGAUGAUGGUAAUGGCGGUACCAUUUUGCAUUAGUGGCUGCCUUGUCAUAUUCAUGACAGGAACCCUGUCCUGAUUUUUCUUUGUCCCUUCUGAGAUGCUAUUUCGUUUAUAUAUCUAUCCUAUUCUUUGAAUAUCUUGAUAGAUUGUACAUUCUUUUCAACCCAAUUCCAGUUCAACAAAAUUUUCUCAUUUCAA
Prosopis cineraria is the source of this 1724-nucleotide messenger RNA. RefSeq names its product probable galacturonosyltransferase-like 4. Gene Ontology annotation, cellular component: Golgi apparatus. Bases 190 to 1239 code for a protein of 349 amino acids. The transcript has a single exon. Lineage: Eukaryota; Viridiplantae; Streptophyta; Magnoliopsida; Fabales; Fabaceae. The record is from RefSeq and is a predicted model, not a curated record. Gene Ontology annotation, molecular function: glycosyltransferase activity.